AUGCCUAUUCAAAAGCUAAAAGUUGGCAUGGCUGGUCUGGGCCGGAUAGGCAAGGUCCAUGUCCAUAACUUCCUUCACCAAACCCCACGGGCCGAAGUUGUCGCAGCCUUCUCCCCCGACCCAGCUGAGAUUACAUGGGGCAGACAACACCUGGAGCCGUAUGGAGUUACAUUAUAUGACAACUACGACAAGAUGCUGGAGCACCCCGGCUUGCAAGCAGUCGUCAUCGGGACGGCAACCUCGGUGCAUGCCGAGGAGACCAUGAAAGCUAUUGAUCGGGACCUGCAUGUCCUUUGUGAGAAGCCAUUGUCAAUUGAUGUGGAAGUGUGCAGAGCAGUUGCACAAAAGGCCAAGACUAAGCCACACUUGAAGGUCAUGUGUGGCUUUUCUCGGAGAUUUGAUGACUCCUAUCGCGAGGUCUACGAUAAGAUCAGCCAGGGCAUGAUCGGACGUCCCUCCAUCGUAAGAAGCCAGACUUGUGACAAGUACGACCCCUCGGGCUUCUACGUUGCUUACGCAGCGUGGUCGGGAGGUGUGUUUGUUGACAUGUCUGUGCAUGACAUUGACUUGACUUUGUGGUUCAUGGGGGAGGACUCGGUUCCCAAGAGCAUCUCCGCCCAUGGCAUCACGGCUGUCCAGCCUGAGUUGAAGAAGUACAAGGACUACGACAACGCCGUCGGAAUUGUUGAGUUUCACAAUGGCAAGAUCGCCUACUACUACUGCUCUCGGAUGAUGCCCCACGGACAAGAAGAUACAACCGAGGUUAUUGGCACCGAGGGGAAGCUGUCUGUCAACAUCAACCCACAACGCAACUUCGUCAACUACUACCACAGUGGAGGCAUCACUCGCGAGGUCCCUGCGAAUUUCCACGGGCGCUUCGGAGGAGCCUUUGUGAACGAGGCGAAUGAAUUCACUGCCUCUUGCUUGGAUAACAAGCCUCUGCCCCUCAAGUUGUCCAACGCAGUCAAAGCUGUUGAGAUUGGCGCAUACCUUCAGGAGGCGUUGGUGACAGGGAAGCAGAUCCACUUCGAUGAGAUCGGUAGAAGGAUUGAGAAGUCUCAGUUGUAG
Messenger RNA from Aspergillus vadensis CBS 113365, 1068 nucleotides. RefSeq names its product putative NAD binding Rossmann fold oxidoreductase. Lineage: Eukaryota; Fungi; Ascomycota; Eurotiomycetes; Eurotiales; Aspergillaceae. Gene Ontology annotation, molecular function: oxidoreductase activity; nucleotide binding. The transcript has 2 exons. The coding region runs from base 1 to 1068 and encodes 355 amino acids. Gene Ontology annotation, biological process: NADPH regeneration. Gene Ontology annotation, cellular component: cytoplasm. The record is from RefSeq and is a predicted model, not a curated record.